AUGGACAGGAUAAGUUCCAGUUGGGAGUGGAAGUGGGUGGAGCAAGAGCCGCGGCAGUGGGAAUUCACGUCGUGGACGAAUUUUCCGAUGCGGAAUGCCUUCCAGUCGAGGCCGACGCUGGACUCGAAGCUCUUGCGGCGGUUGGGUAGAAUUAGGGUUUCGGGGAGGAACGUGGAGGAGAGGAUGAUCUGGGAGGAAUCAAUAUGA
Messenger RNA from Linum trigynum, 207 nucleotides. The record is from the annotation of a GenBank genome assembly. NCBI's taxonomy places the organism in Eukaryota, Viridiplantae, Streptophyta, Magnoliopsida, Malpighiales, Linaceae.